CUAAAAAAGAAUAAUAAUUUCAUGUUGGCAAAGUUUGGUCUAAUUGUCAAAUAUACGGGGAAAUUUGAAGGAAUUUAUAAAAAUUGUAUAAAGCAAUGCCUUACAAUAAAUACAGCUGUUCAGUAUGUUCAAGGAAUUUGUCAAAAUUUGACAAGCGACUGUCUGAACAUAAAUUAUUGGACGCGAAACAGAGUUGAAAAGUAAAAAAAGUUUUCAUGUAUUCAAAUUCAUAUUUAAACAAUUUUUACAUUAUAAGAUUCUUGUAUAUUUUAUUUAUUAUCGUGGUGCUAUCAUUAUAAACAAAGUCAAACAAAAUUCUUGUGUAGAAAAAAGAUGCGAAGAACGCGUUCCCAAACUCAAGCAGAAAAGGCGGUACAAGAUAAAAAUACCAUGAAUUCUGUACCUACGGUACAACCUCCAAAACGUAUUUUACGAAAACGCUCAACAAAUACUAAUUAUAUCGAUAUGAAUAAACAAAAAAAGGAAUGUCAGGACAUGGUCAAUUUGCUUCGUGUUUUUGAGCUACAAAAUAUAUUAUCGUAUUGUAAUAUUCCUUUCGCUGGACGUAAAGUAGAUCUUCAGCUUCGUAUACAAUCUCUACUAGAAACUAAUUUUGAAUUAUUAGCACCACGGAUAAAGGAAGUAUAUAGCAAAGCACUUGCGGAACAGGGAACUGUGCUGUUGACGGGUGGUUCAGAACCGAAAAACAUGUUUUCUCAGAUACAAAUACCCGCGGUGCAACAAAAUGCUGGUGCAAUGGUAGCUGCAGGUGGACCAGUCAUUGCAGCACAACAACUAGCCGUAAAUUCUGUAGGUGGUGCCGCACCAAACCCAGUGCAGGGAGGUAUGUUUCUUCCAGCACAUUUGCCACCCAUACAUCCGGAUAUAAGUUUUAAGAAAUUGGCAUUUUAUGAAGAACUAGCAAUUUUAAUUCAACCAUCAUCAUUAUUACCACGUAACGCACAACGGAUUCAAGAAAUGCCAUUUUAUUUUACAUUAACACCAGCGCAAGCUACGGAUAUUGCAACAAAUCGUGAUAUACGAAACGCAAAUAAGGCCGAGUAUAAUGUGCAAGUACAAUUAAGAUUUUGCAUGUUGGAAACUUCAUGUCCCCAGGAGGAUUGUUUUCCACCAAAUGUUAGUGUUAAGGUUAAUAAUAAAGUUUGCCAGUUGCCGAACGUUAUACCCACAAAUCGUCCUAAUGUUGAGCCAAAACGACCACCUCGGCCAGUUAAUAUAACACCAAAUGUUAAACUAUCUCCAAUGGUGACUAAUACCAUCACUAUACAAUGGUGUCCCGAUUAUACGCGUGGUUAUUGUAUAGCUGUUUAUAUUGUACGGAAGUUAUCAUCUGUACAACUAUUGAAUCGCAUGAAAACCAAAGGAGUUAAACCCGCUGAUUACACACGCGCAUUAAUUAAGGAAAAGUUGACUGAAGAUGCUGAUUGUGAAAUAGCAACAACAAUGCUUAAGGUGUCUUUAAUCUGUCCAUUAGGCAAAAUGAAAAUGUCAAUUCCAUGUCGAGCUUCAACUUGUUCUCAUUUGCAGUGUUUUGAUGCAAGCCUUUACUUGCAAAUGAAUGAACGUAAACCGACAUGGAAUUGCCCAGUGUGUGAUAAACCUGCGAUCUUUGAUAGUCUAGUUAUUGACGGAUACUUCCAAGAAGUUUUAGCAUCAUCGUUACUACAGUCAGAGGACACUGAAAUACAAUUACAUAAAGAUGGUUCAUGGAGUACACAUAAUUUGCGCAAUGAGACACAAGUGCUAGAUACACCUGCGAAAACAAAAGAGAAAGUAGAGAUUAUAUCGGACGACAUAGAAUUAAUAACCACAGAGGAUGUUAAAUCUGUAAAUAUAAAUAUUACAUCUGCAGUAUCAAGUGAUCAACCUACAUCAACUACUAAUAAUGAAACCGUCGAUUUAACAUUGAGUGACUCAGAUGAUGAUCUACCACUUGCAAAGCGUCGGCCAACUGGAAAACAAAAUGCCGUUGUAUCUUCAACAAAUUCGUCACCGGGCUUGAAUGGUGGCACUCAACGUGGAAUGUAUUUAACACCAAAAAACGGUAAUGAUACAAUAAUAUCUUUGGAUUCACCAUCACCUCCAGAAUCUCCAGUUUCAUCAACAUCAACCCUCAAAAUCAGUUCUGUAUCAUCAACUAUUACAAAGUCUACUAAGUAAAAGUAAAAUUAUAUAUAUUUUAUUACUUUUAUAUUGAGUUGAUCAGUUUGUGUUAAAUAUAUUUUAU
Messenger RNA from Teleopsis dalmanni, 2248 nucleotides. RefSeq names its product E3 SUMO-protein ligase PIAS1 (gene Su(var)2-10). The transcript is spliced from 10 exons. The record is from RefSeq and is a predicted model, not a curated record. Gene Ontology annotation, biological process: protein sumoylation; regulation of transcription by RNA polymerase II. The coding region runs from base 334 to 2181 and encodes 615 amino acids. Gene Ontology annotation, molecular function: zinc ion binding; transcription coregulator activity; SUMO ligase activity. NCBI's taxonomy places the organism in Eukaryota, Metazoa, Arthropoda, Insecta, Diptera, Diopsidae.